GCCCUCGGUGCGGGAGGGCCAGCCAGCCGCGUGUGUUCUGUGGCGUCGCCGACGCGGGGGCGUAAUUUUUGCUCGUGCCGGCGUGCGCACGCUUGCGACCCCGAAGGACUGCUGCUUCUCCGCCCCCCUUUUGUUUUGCACCCUCCACCUCUUCGCUCGACCGGAGCACGCACAGCGCCGGAGAGAAAGAGAGAGAGGAGAAGGCGGCACACUUCCGCCGUUUUCCUCGCGCGCAGUGUGCGCGCACGGCGGCCUCUCGACUGUGUGCGUGUGUUUCUCUGUGCGUGCAGCGCUGCCACAGGAUUCUUCUCCGUGUCGCCGACGGUCGCAUUCCAUCUUCCUCGGUUGGCCAUUGCGCCCCUUCCGAGACGCGGUGCGUGUGUGUGUGUAUGUGUGAAAGAAACCCCGCUUGCAGUGCGUGUGCCUCAUCGGCGGCGGUCGCCGCUGCGGCUCCGGCCCGCUGGCCGUUUCGGUGAGGCGCUCGCCGCGCUUAUCGACCUUUUCUUCUCCUCCUACGGAUUACUUCCGUCCGUGUGUGUUUAUAUACAGCUCGUUGCGGCGUUUCGCAACUCGGUACGGAACUGCCGUUUCGAGCGUGUCUGGCGGCCUUCCCUUCGCCGCCGACGGGUCUACGUUUGUACACACACGCAGCACCGUACGGUUACGAAAGCGCCGAGCCAUCUCGCCCGAGGAGAAGGUGCGGUCGCCGCCUUCGCGCGCGCAGCAGCUGGUUUCGCUGCUCGGGAAUGCGUACGUCGCUGCAGUCAGCUGUGUGGUCGGUGCUGCUCGUUGAGUCUGCGCGGCGGAGGAAAGGACGGCUCUCCUGCUGCUGCUUCGACGGGAGUGGGCCUGUGUCGUCCUGAGGCAACGAGAAAGUGCUGUGCAAAAACGCUGCCUUCUUCUUGGAGCACGCUUUUUCAUCGCCCGCGUUCCUUUCCGUCUGCUGCUGGCCUCUGUGGGUCGCUCCGAAAGGCACCGAGGUCACGCCUGUAUCGAUUCGCGCGCGGUCCGGCAAGGGCGCGUGGAAACCUCGUGUGUGCGUGCUUUCUAUGAGAGACCACGAGUCGACUAUCCAGUCCUAUGCAUGCUUCUCUGCGACUACGUCAGUCUUUUAUCGUUGCUGAAGGAAAUAACGGUUUCUUGUCGACUGGUAACUUCUGUGAAUGAUUGGGGAGACUACGAACGUCGAUCGUCUGCUUUGCUUUUCUCACCGAUUUGUUAACGAAAGGAAGCUAUAUAUAGGGGUUCUCGGGCGACUCCUACUUUUCCCUUCUGAUAUUUGGAAACAGCCGCACUAGGUCGUCUUUCGUUGGGCGAGUGUGAAAUUGGCCCUGAAGGGGAGGGCGUGUUCAGUGUUUACCAACAGUUCAGGCUGCGAGAGCGAAGCCCUCGCGCUCUACGCACCUUUCCCCUUGUGGCCCUGUUACCAUGACACCGUGCGGGCAGCGUGCUCCGAAUGUGGUUGCCACGGCAACCGUGUCGCGAACGGCAUUUCGGGAUCGUUUCGGGCCAGGUGGCUCCUCCGCGUCGUCUGCUGCUGCUCUCCGUUGGUCAUCGUCUGGAGCGCAUGGAAUUCAACGUGGCGCUGUGCAAGCUUCGUUGUCCCCAGUUCUGUUCGCUUAGAGCGAGAAAAGAGUGAAUCAGAAAGAAAUACACGAAAGAAAAAAGACGCGAGGCAGUGCGACUCGUUUACAAGAAAAUCCUACGCUAAACUAGUACAAAGAAAAACCAAAUUGACAGUCAGCUAACUACACUGCCAACCGUAGAAAGCGGCGAACCAUCGCUCAUCCGACGAAUAGUUAUUUCUGUCAUCGGCAUUAGCAGGUUAGGUAAAAAUACCGAUCGUUGUUGUUGUCGUCGUUUCUUGUUAUUGCGCUGCCCUCGUUUUCGUUUACUGUCGUUCUCGUUCUUACCGUUCCGGCCACGUUCGCAGUUUCCAUCGUUGGCGCGACAACGCUUUUAAACGCAGCCCCCUCCUAAACAACGUUGACGUUUCCAGAGAAAGCGCGUUCGCGGUUCUGCUUUUUCGCCCAGAGGGAGAGCGAAAGAGCUUGGCGUCUCUCCAGGAAACGGGGCCGACGUUGCAACAGCCGCGAGCAUUGCUGCUGCCGCCGUCUGGCUGGCUGUUGUGUUGCGUUGCGCUUCGCUAAGGCGACUGACCGAACGAACGACUGAGUGGCCGCGAUUCGCAAGCGCCGGAGGAGUGCGUUUGUGUCUGGCCGGCUCCCGUGCGCACGGAUUUUCUUUCUUCAGUGGCGCUUUGCGUCGAGGAGCGCGUCCCGGAGGGAAGGCGUAUCGCUUAUUUCGCGCCGGAGACGCGAGUCUUCGAGAGGCGGUGGCGUCUGCCUGCGUAACAAUUGUUUGCACGAAGAGGGUGCGUUUGUGUGUGUGCGCCGUUCGUGCAAUCGCUGCCAAACGAGCGCCUGCCAGCGGCAUCUGAUCGCGCAGCGGGGGACGCCGGCGUUGGCUGUUGCAUCCCUUCCCUCUCUCGCCAGCGUUCAUCUGUGCCGUUCGGCGUCGCGCGCUCUCCGGCUUUACGUAAAGCGCGCAGGUUGUGUCAACGUUUUCAUCCAUCCUGCCCCCCCUCCAUCAACCGUUGUGUGGUGCGUGCGUGUGUGCUUGACGUCACGACCGGUGUUACGUGGUGACUGCCGGCGUCGUCGACUCGCGUGCCUGUGAGCGCUGCUCGACGGCAUCUCCCGAUCGUCGCCCCGCCGAGCCUCUGGAUUUUAAAGGUCGUCCGGCGUCCCUGACCGCGGCGUCGGCGUGAUCUCCGGGACAUCCCCGCCGUCGCUCCCGGUUGCGUACGUCUAUCAAAGCUUUCCGCCAAGUGCUUUACAUCGACCCCGGCUUCUCACGGUCCAAUGAAAUCCACCUGCGUCUUGGGUUGAUGUUCAAAGUCAUCGCCGACUAUGAGUCUGCUCUCAAGCAUUUUCAGUUAGCACAGAGUGACUCGAGGCAGAGCACAUUUACAAAACCUGAAGUGCGCUUUCACAUUGCUCACGUUCUGGAAGUCCAGGGAAAAUACAAGCAAGCAAAGGAAGCUUAUGAGCAGCUCCUUGCUGUAAAGGACAUCAGUCGCACCGUGCGGGCUGAAACUUUAAGGCAGCUGGGUUGGAUGCACCACACUCUAGAGGUCCUGGGGGAAAAACCACAACGUCAAGCAUACGCCCUGCACUGCCUCCAGAAAUCCAUUGAGGCUGACCCGACAAGUGGCCAGUCACUGUACUUUCUAGGACGCUGCUUCGCUAGUAUUGGCAAGGUGCACGAUGCUUUCAUCUCUUACCGCAACUCGGUGGACAAGGCAGAGGCCAACGCAGACACCUGGUGCUCCAUAGGAGUGCUCUACCAGCAGCAGAGCCAGCCGAUGGACGCCCUGCAGGCGUACAUUUGCGCCGUGCAGUUGGACAAGGCACACAGCCCCGCCUGGACAAACCUGGGUGUGCUGUACGAGAACUGCAGCCAACCACAGGAUGCCCUCAAGUGCUACCUCAACGCCAUGCACGGAAGCUCAUCGUCCUCCAGCAACCUGGCAGGCCGAGUCAAGUUCCUGCAGACACAGCUGAGCGCUGCACCCCCAGCGAGUGUGCAGAAGCCCCGGCAGCUGCCAUGCAUUGAGGAUGCCUGGAACAUUCCAAUCUCUCAGGAGAUGGCCUCCAGGCAAAACAAUCAGCAGAACCGGAGCCCAGCAGGCUCUGCGCCCCAACAGCGCACCGGCUACCCCCCGGACCAGGUGGACGGGAACAGCACCAAGAAACUCAAGGUUGCCUCGGGCUCGCCUCGGGCCAUGACUCCAGGGGCCAGUGAUCUGGGGCCUGACCACAGGGCAGCUGUCCCUGCUGGCCCCCCGCCGCCCUUCUACCUGAGCCAGCAGCAGCUGCAGGUGCUGGCCUACCUGCAGCAGAACCAGGAGACGCUGAACCCUCAGCAACGCAAUCUGCUGCAGCAGCUGCAGCAGCAGCACCGGCUCAUGCAGCAGCACAGGCAACAGCUGCUCCUGCAGAGGCAGCAGGCACAGCAGCAGGCACAGCAGCAGCAGCAACAGCAGCAAGUAGCAGGAGGUAACUUUGCUGCACCCCCUCGGCCCUAUGGGCCCUCGUAUGCCAUGGCCCCUGGCCAGAGGGCCAACGGCUACGCACCUCCACAGCAGGGCAGUCAGGGCGCCCCCUCAACUGCCUAUCGGCUCCCGCAACCGCAGGGCCGACCCCCACCUCCUGUGGCACCUCUUAGUGACCAGGACCUGCAGGUGCUCUUGUCACAGAGUAAAGACACGGCAUCAAGCCUGGCCGAAGACAUCCUGGCCCAUCUGGCUGGACCAGACCUUCUCGACACGCCCAGGCUCACCGAGGCUGGACUACCAAGUGCUCCAUCUGAUGACAGCACAGCAUCGAAGAGUGCACCUGAGGAGUCGAAGGACACUCUCAAGAGUGGUCUGGCGGAACGACUGCUGCCAGGUCAAACCAAGCCAGCCCUGUCUAUCGCUAUGUCGGCAGCAGAAGUGUUGGAAGGUUGUGCAGAUAUAGCACGCCAGGGAGGCGCCUUCCCACUGAGCCUGCUGUCGGACGACCCUACGCCUCCGCGACCACCGGACCCUCCAUCGCCACCACCUACCAAGGAGCAGCUGCUGCCACAGACACCCAGUGUUUUCCUGGAGAACAAGAAGCAGGCCUUCUCGCCGCAGCUGCAAGAGUUCUGUGUAGCGCACCCCAUUGCAGUGAUCCGGAACAUGGCCAACGUCCUAAAAUUGGAUCUUGGCCUUUUCUCUACAAAAACGCUUGUGGAAGCAAAUCCGGACCAUACGAUAGAGGUUCGCACGCAGCUGAUGCAGUCGCCGGAUGAGAACUGGGACGCCGAGCGACGGAGCAUGGUGUGGCGCUGUGAGAGCCAUCGGUCACACACGAGCAUAGCGCGCUAUGCUCAGUACCAGGCAUCCUCGUUCCAGGAAUCCCUCAAGGAGGAGCAAGAGAAGGCACAGGGUGUGCAGCGAGAGUCGGACAGUGACUCCAACUCGUCACUGACUCGGACGUCAGCGGGUGGCAAGCGGUGGCGGCGCAGUGCCCACUUCAAGACCAUCAAGUUUGGCACCAAUGUAGAUCUGUCCGACGAGCGCAAGUGGCGCCCCCAGCUGCAGGAGCUGACCAAGCUGCCGGCCUUCGCACGAGUUGUCUCUGCGGGCAACAUGCUCAGCCAUGUGGGCCACACCAUUCUCGGCAUGAACACCGUGCAGCUCUACAUGAAGGUGCCAGGCAGUCGUACACCUGGCCACCAGGAGAACAACAAUUUCUGCUCCGUCAACAUCAACAUUGGACCAGGAGAUUGCGAAUGGUUUGCUACGCCAGAAGAAUACUGGGGUGUCAUUCAUGGUCUCUGUGAACGGAACAACAUCAACUACCUCCAUGGCUCAUGGUGGCCUCUCAUGGAGGACCUCAUGGCAGCGCGCAUCCCAGUCUACCGGUUUCUGCAGCGCCCAGGCGACUUGGUGUGGGUGAAUGCUGGUACCGUGCACUGGGUGCAGGCAGUGGGCUGGUGCAACAAUAUUGCCUGGAAUGUGGGCCCCCUCAACGGCACUCAGUUCAGGCUGGGCCUUGAGCGGUACGAGUGGAAUAAGCUGGAGGCCUACAAGUCUAUUGUGCCCAUGGUCCACCUCUCCUGGAACCUGGCACGCAAUCUCAAGGUCUCCGAGCCGCAGCUCUUCGAGCUGAUCAAGUACUGCCUCCUCCGGUCACUGAGGCAUUGUCAGAUAGUGGUCGAGUUUGUCAAGGGCCUUGGCAAGGAGAUCCGCUGGCACGGACGGGCCAAGAAUGAGAUUGCUCACUACUGCACCAACUGUGAGGUUGAGGUAUUCAACAUCCUUCUGGUGAGGGAGGUCGACAAGAAGCAUGUGGUUCACUGCCUCAGCUGCAGCCGUCGCAUCAACCCCCGCCUUGAUGGAUUCGUCGUGCUCGAAGAGUACUCCAUAGAAGACCUCAUGGAUGUCUACGACAACUUCUCCCUGCAACCUGCACAAACACCUUCGAGCUCAUCAUGACAGUCGGCAGAGAGCCCAUGUACCAUACCUUGACUGCUGGAACAGUCACCCAGUCAGCCACUGCACUGGCCUGAGCAGCUGGCCUGAAGAGUGUGCGCCCCCCGUCAAGGUCCUGCCCGCACCUCUGAAGAAGCAGCAGCAGCAGUCGUUUGUGCACGUGUACAUAGCAGACCUGGCAUCAAGGGGACAAGUGCUGCUGUUGCUCAUUACACUGCUGUGGACAUUGUGUUUUCUUCAUACUUAGUGUGCCCCUAGAAUCAAGGGUGGGUGGGGGGAGGGGGGGGGGAGGCUUCUGUUGUACACUUUUUCAGAAGUGUGUCCACACCUUUGUUUUGUUUUUGUUAGGAGCACUCAUUAAAGAGAGAUAAAAGCUUGCUUACAAAACCGGCGAAGAAGGAAAAAAAAAUGCUUUGGCUUUGAGCAAGGUACGGCAAGAGUGUGAAGCGUAGUCUCGUCAAAUGUGGCAAGUUAGUUCUGCUGGUUUUUGAAGGAGUGCACAAGUUGGCAUGUGGCACUAGCACAGUUGGCGCAUGUACCGAGGCUGGCUUCGCUAAUGUAGUAGACGGCAAGAGCGCAUGCGUUUCUUGCAGUACUCGUUGCUUACAGGUGUGUUCCGGAGCCUCCUUUCACUGGGGGCUGCUCGCAUGGUUCCAUGGCAUGUGCCACUUCUAAGUCUCCAGAAAGAGCAUAACUGUAGCAAGGUUCAGAGUGUAGUGAGCUUGUUGGUCGCCUGUUUUGUGUGGUCCUGGUCACUCUUAAGUACCGUAAGUGCUCGAGUAAGGGCUGCGCAUAUGAUUUCCCAGUCAAGGGGGAAAAAAUAAAUGCAAGGGCGUUACGAGUACCACAGGCAGACCAUCUUCUAGGGUGUGUAAGGAAACAAAGUGCAGUUGCCAUAUUGUGAAGCAUGUUUGCUGGAAUGUGUGUUGCGUAUGCACAAGCCAUGCCAAGUGUGGCCACUAAAGUGGCCUACGACCUUUCAUCAGCAUUAUCAAAAGCCACACAUGAAUGGCUUUUAAAAAUGCCGUGUGCACUUAAAAGGAAAUACCUGAGAGGUGUAAAAUUAUUCAAAAAGUCAAGCUUUGCACGCCCAGGUGUGUGUGAUGCCCACACACAGCUAAGAGGAGAGAGCCCUUAUGCGAGCACACACGGGAAGUAGUUGCAGCAGCAUCGUACAUGCUCCCAGUGCAAAUUGUCAUCCCUUCACCACAUCUGUGAACACUGCCAUUUUUUCUUUUUUUUCCUCAUUGCCUGCCUGUUCAGUUAAUUGGAACACUGCCACUUUCCAUCAAGGGCACAACACAUAUUUUCGAUAGUGUGCAUAGUGUGAUAGCUAGCGAAGCUUGAUAACAAUCCUUUUCUAAUAAUUGGGUGUUGCUGCUGGAACGAAGCUUCAUGCGGUGUGCAUGAUGUACAAGUAUCAUGUGUAAAAGGACACAAAAUGAUACGAAAUAAUUUUAGGACUGGAAAGAACAUUAUUCUCUUUUCCUGUCGUUACUUCUUAUUAUUUUGUGUCUUUUGUACACCAUACCUAGCAUGAAUCACUAGGCUCACCACCGCUGGUUACGUUCCAAGAGCAGCUAACGUAAAGCAACCGACUGCCUCUACUCUGCAUGUCACAAAUCAUUAGGAGCCAAUUAUGAUGUUGCAUUCAAUGUUGCAUUAUCGAUUAAGGUUGAGUGCAGUCAACAACAUUGCAUUACAGAUAGACAUGCACCGGUGUUGCAUGCGCUGAUGUGGUUUCAGAACUGGAGCAAGCUGCGAAAGCAAAAAGAAAAUGAUUUAAGGAAUUGUGCAUGUUGAUUAGAUUGUUGUCAUGAAAUGACCGAAUUUAUUUGCUCAUUGAAAAUUGUGUAUUGAGGCAAAGCCCAACCCUCCCGAAGGCAUUAUGAUGUCCCAUGAUCUCACUUCAUGCAUCAACAUGUAUUUAUACACACAGACUUUGUACUAGAAUGCAGCCCUUGUUUUGGAUAAUUGCCUGGCCCUGCCUCUGUUUUCGUGUAAUUUAUCUCGUGUCUUUGCAUUUACAGACAAAGUUUAUGUUUAUUAAAAAAUGAACACUCUGA
Dermacentor silvarum is the source of this 8091-nucleotide messenger RNA. RefSeq names its product lysine-specific demethylase 6A (gene Utx). Gene Ontology annotation, cellular component: MLL3/4 complex. The transcript is spliced from 21 exons. The coding region runs from base 2891 to 6028 and encodes 1045 amino acids. The record is from RefSeq and is a predicted model, not a curated record. Gene Ontology annotation, biological process: regulation of gene expression. Lineage: Eukaryota; Metazoa; Arthropoda; Arachnida; Ixodida; Ixodidae. Gene Ontology annotation, molecular function: protein binding; chromatin DNA binding; histone H3K27me2/H3K27me3 demethylase activity.